CUAUAAUUGACCUAAAGGUUGUAGAUGCCAAGUCAUAAAAUCACAAAAAAAAACCCUACAAAAAAAAACAAUUUCCUUUGAAAAAUAUGACCGUUCGAUAAUUCUUGCGAAAGUAAUAAUAGUAACUAUGAGAGAAGAAACACGGAAUGGUCAGCAUAAACUAAAGAUACCAAGUAUUUCUUAUUUCACAUUGUUCAGAUUUGCUACGAAGCAAGAUUGUAUUUUAAUUACAAUUGGUUUAUUGGCGAGUUUUAUAUCUGGAAUAUCUUUGUCCUAUUCCAUCACAUUAGUUUCCAAUGGAUUCCAGUCAAUGAUCAAUUACGCUAAGGCAGAUAAAAGUGCGGAGACUGAAGCGUAUUUUUUAAAUGAAAUCCAAGAUUUUGUACGUAAAUACUCGUGUAUUGGUGGUUUAUUACUGCUAGGAGGUUACUUGGGAACUGCGCUUAUGAAUAUUACGGCUAUUCGUCAGGUACUAAAGCUAAGGCAAGAAUAUUUGAGAGCGGCAUUAAAUCAGGACUUUGCGUACUACGAUCUGCACCAUACCGGGGACUUCGCUUCAAAGAUGGCAGAUGACGUUAUAAAGUUGGAACAAGGUAUUGGAGGCAAGCUGGCGUCGCUUAUCUACAGUUUAGCAGUAGCACUUGGUUGCAUCAUCAUGUCCCUGAUAAAGGGAUGGAAACUCGCCCUGCUCUGUCUUAUUCCUGCACCAAUAACAUUCUUUCUGGUCGGAUUGACGGGAUGGAUAGCCAACAAAUUGUACAAGAAGCAAUCUAAAGCUAAAAGCGAUGCCAGUAUGGUUGCUGAGGAAGCUAUAAGUUCUAUCAGAACAGUCUACGCUUUUAAUGGGCAGGAGAAAGAGAUAGCAAGAUAUCGAAAACACUUAAUUAGAGCGAGAAAUCUUCACAUUAAAAAGGAAGCAUUUACCGGACUAUCGAUGGGCACACUUUUCUUCUGCGUGUUUGGCUCUUACGCUAUAUCAUUUUAUUUUGGAAUUUAUCUCGUGAUAAAGGAGCCGAAAACCUAUAAUGCCGAUGUCAUGUUUUCAGUAUUUUUCGGGGUGAUGACAGCUUUAAGUAAUUUCGGUAUGGUUGCCUCUCUGAUGAAUACAUUUGGUUCAGCAAGGGGCGCCGGAGCCCAAAUAUUUCAAACUCUUGACAAUCUGCCAACCAUAAACCCCAUAUUAAAUAGAGGAGUCAAACCAAAUGAUUUCAGAGGAGAUAUUGAAUAUAAGAACGUUGUAUUUCACUAUCCAUCAAGACCGGAUAUUACUGUACUAAAAUCUGUAAAUUUGAUUAUAAAACACGGACAAACAGUCGCUUUGGUAGGACAUUCUGGUUGUGGGAAAUCGACAAUUAUUCAGCUUUUAUCGAGAUAUUAUGACAUAGAAGAGGGCUCUAUAAAAUUAGAUGGAAAUAAUGUAAAGGAUCUGUCUGUGAAAUGGUUGCGAUCCCAAAUUGGUCUUGUUUGGCAAGAGCCUGUUUUAUUCAGUACCAGUAUUCGCGAGAACAUCCGAUAUGGCUACGAAAACGCUACUAAUAGAGAUGUUGAAGAUGCUGCCAAGCAGGCUAAUGCUCAUGACUUCAUAAUGAAACUACCAUUAGGCUACGAUACAUUGGUCGGCGAGCGCGGUGCGUCACUAUCGGGCGGUCAGAAGCAGCGCAUAGCAAUCGCUCGCGCGCUCGUUCGAAACCCGCGCAUUCUUUUACUCGACGAAGCCACUAGCGCACUCGACACGGCUUCUGAACAUAAAGUACAGAAGGCUUUGGAUAAGGCAACUAAAGGUCGAACUACACUUAUAAUAGCCCAUCGGUUAUCAACUAUACGAAAUGUGGAUAUAAUUUACGUGAUGCAUGAGGGUCAAGUGGUAGAAUCGGGUAGCCAUGAUCACUUAUUAAACACGCAAGGCUAUUAUUAUAAAAUGUUUAAAACUGUAACAGAAGAGGAAAUAAAAUCAAGUAGCAAAGAAAGCUUACUAAGCGAAGAGGAACCAAUCAUGUCAAAUGAAAAGGAAAAUUUAACAAUAUUAGAUGAUAUUGAUGAGAAGAAAGUUAAAGGACCGUCCUUCUCAUUUAGAAAAGUAAUAAUGUUGAAUGCACCUGAAUGGAAACUUAUCUUUCUAGGCUGUCUCUGUUCUCUUGUAACAGGCUUCUCUGUACCAAUAUUCGUCGUUUUAUUCGGAGAUUUGUUUGGUUCUAUGGCAUCAAGUGAUCCAGAGCAAUUAAUGAAAAAAGUUGAGAAAGUAUCCAUGUCUUGUAUUUUUAUUGGAUGCGCUAUUGGACUAGCGAACUUUAUUGAGACGAUAGCAUUCGGUGCGUCCGGGGCCUAUUUAACAGAAAGAUUAAGAUUGAAAAUGUUUACCCAUUUAUUGCAACAGCAUAUUGGCUUUUUUGACGAUCGCUCGCAUUCGACUGGUGCUCUUUGCGCUCGGCUCUCGUCUGAAGCAGCUUACGUGCAGGGGGCUACAGGUCAACAGGUGGGUAUUAUUCUGCAAGGUCUCGGCUCAGUGGGUCUGGCUUUCUUUCUGGCGAUGUGGUUUGAGUGGCGCGUCGGCCUGGUAGUAUUGUGUUUUAGCCCAGUCCUUGUAUUCGUGAUCUGGCAACAGGGCAGAGCAACGGACGAGGAGUCUACUGGUUACGCAUCCGCUCUUGAGAAAAGUACAAUGGUUGCCGUAGAAGCGGUGUCAAAUAUUCGUACGGUAGCGGCACUUGGAUUGGAGAGGAGGGUAGUGUCCGAGUACACAAAUCUUCUUCUACCCGCCUUAGUAACCGCAAAAUGCGCCGCGCAUUGGCGUGGUGUUGUUACAGGACUAUCGCGAUCUCUUUUUCACUUUGUUAAUGCUGCUGCUCUAACAUAUGGCAGUCAUCUUAUUGUGUCUGAUGGAAUUGCUUAUGAGGAUGUAUUGAUAGCAACACAAUCCCUGCAAAUGGCAUCGAAUCAAGCGCAGAACGCAUUUGCAUAUGCGCCGGACUUUCAUAGGGGCGUUAAUGCGGCUGCAAGAAUCAAACAACUACUCGAUACUAAACCCACUAUUCAGGAUCCUGAAGAUUAUAUUAAUUUUGAAGCGCGCGGUGGUGCCACGUUUAAGAAUGUCGAGUUUUCUUAUCCAACACGACCCACUGUUAAAGUGCUACGGGGGCUUAACUUGCAGAUUGAUAUUGGAAAGACUAUAGCUAUAGUUGGGGAGAGUGGUUGCGGCAAAAGCACGGUCAUACAACUUUUGUUAAGAUACUAUGACCCUAUCUCAGGAUGCAUAAUGUUGGAUGACCUUCCUCUGACACGGCUGCGAAUGAGCGAUAUUCGAGGUUGUUUUGGCAUCGUCUCUCAAGAGCCGAUGCUUUUCGAUCGCACAAUUAGCGAGAAUAUUGCGUAUGGUGAAAGUAGGAACGUGACGCAACAGGAAGUGAUCGAUGCGGCGCGACUCGCUAACAUACACGAUUUUAUUGUAUCGUUGCCAAAGGGAUACGAAACCGAUAUAGGAUCAAAAGGGAUCCAGUUAUCAGGAGGACAGAAACAAAGGGUUGCGAUUGCCAGAGCUCUAAUACGACAUCCAAAAAUAUUGCUGCUUGAUGAAGCAACCAGCGCUUUGGACAAUGAGAGUGAGAAGGUAGUCCAAGAAGCCCUGGAAGGAGCUAAAGCCAGCCGAACCUGCGUAAUUAUCGCUCAUCGCUUAAGCACAGUAAGAGACGCAGACCUCAUCUGUGUGCUGAGCGAUGGAAGACUGGCGGAAGUCGGCACACAUACGCAUCUAAUGCAACUCAAGGGGAUGUACUAUAGUAUGGUGGUGAAAUAGUAAAAAUAAAAAAAUAAAUGUUUUUCUAUAUUGUGAUAGGUAUGGCGAGUCUGUCCAACUCAUUUAUAAUAACACUACGUUGAAGGAAGGACCGACGCAAUAAACCAAGAUAUAAAAUUUUAUUUUUAACAUUUUAUAUUGAUAUGAAUUAUCAAGAUUAAAUUAUCUAUUAUUAUAAAUAUAGUCUGGCUUCAAAAUAU
Messenger RNA from Pieris napi, 3990 nucleotides. Its product is annotated as ATP-dependent translocase ABCB1-like. The coding region runs from base 128 to 3790 and encodes 1220 amino acids. The transcript has 24 exons. The record is from RefSeq and is a predicted model, not a curated record. Gene Ontology annotation, biological process: transmembrane transport. Gene Ontology annotation, cellular component: membrane. Gene Ontology annotation, molecular function: ABC-type transporter activity; ATP hydrolysis activity; ATP binding. Lineage: Eukaryota; Metazoa; Arthropoda; Insecta; Lepidoptera; Pieridae.